UUGUUUUGCACGCACUGCAAAUUGAGUAGAGAGAAUGGGGUUGGCCUCCGCGGGAGCAGCGCAGAUGAUUUCCCUCCAUAUCGGGACGCCUUUUCCUUCUCCUCUUCAUCUAAGAAAAUGCAACAUGGGCGUUUGGAAAUGGAAGGUCAAGAGAGAGAAAAAAGGUGGUCAAGUUUGUAGUAGCCAUAGGCUAGAGGGCGAGAUAGAUGAGGGUUGUGAACUUGUGAGCGGAAUGGAGCUUUCAAUUGGUGAACAACCCGAUCGUACAGUCCCAGCUCAUCUGUUUAAGGCAGUCAAGAACAAUAAUGGAACUGCCAUUCUCCUCUUGUCUGAUCUCUUUGCAUUCCAAGAUUCUUCCAUUACAGACUUUGCCUAUCGUGUCGCUUGCAACGGCUUCAAUGUGUUACUUCCAGAUGUAUUUCAUGGAGAUCCAUGGAAGAAGAAACAGCCAGUGGAACAAACUGCAAAGCAAGACAUGCAGAGGGUUGCAGAAGACAUAGGAACAGCAACAAAAUGGUUGGUGGAGGAGUUUUCAGCCGCAGGCAUCUCAACAAAGCUCGGGAUCAUGGGAUUUGGUUAUGGAGGUGGGCAAGUGAUAGACGUUCUAGCUCGAGACCAGGGUGCCUGUUUUGCCAUUGGUGCCUCCUUCUAUGGUACUAACAUAGAUCCAUCUCUUGGUUCCCAAGUCAAGGUUCCUGUAUUACUCAUCUCAGGGGACAAUGACCCGCUUUGUCCAGUAAGUGUCAUGAAGGAUUUGGAGAAAGGGAUUGGUAAAGGUUCCAAGUUGGUGAUAUUUGGGGGAAGAGGCCAUGGCUUUUUUCACAAACCUGGAUCUCCAGAAGAAGAUGAAGAUGCCGAGCGGGCUUUUCUUAUGCUAAGAAAUUGGCUGCAUGAUGGCUUGGUUGUAACUAACAUUUAGCCAAGUGCAGUACAAAUUUCGUAACCCAAUUCUAAUGCCACGCUUUUAUGCAUUUCAGCAAUAUGACAGAUACACAAUCAGUUGGUGGAAUCCCCAUGUGAUAUUAUUUUUCAGGCUAAAAAAGGAUCCGUCCAAAUUUCUAUGUUUCA
Messenger RNA from Momordica charantia (bitter melon), 1068 nucleotides. RefSeq names its product alpha/beta-Hydrolases superfamily protein. Lineage: Eukaryota; Viridiplantae; Streptophyta; Magnoliopsida; Cucurbitales; Cucurbitaceae. Gene Ontology annotation, cellular component: chloroplast. Gene Ontology annotation, molecular function: hydrolase activity. The record is from RefSeq and is a predicted model, not a curated record.